AUGGGGCAGUCAGUCCAUUCAUUUGCCAUCAGUGUGCUGCUGUUGGUUUUGUAUCCCACUGCUGCUGUUGCCAGCAUGACUGAGGAGCUGGCUAAAUGUCUGGAGGAUGACGAUAAUUAUCAGCUCAUGGAGACAGUGACGACUGGCCUUCCUCAGAUCAAGAAGUCUCAUCAUGUUAUUAUUGUUGGGGCUGGGAUCGCUGGGCUGACGGCUGCCAAGCUAUUGGAAGGUGCAGGACACAAGGUAACCAUCAUAGAAGCUAGUCCUCGUGUGGGAGGAAGGGUGGAGACCUACAGGGAUGAAGAAAAUGGCUGGUAUGCUGAUUUGGGUGCAAUGAGGAUACCGAGUAACCACCAGAUCAUCCGCUGGUACAUCAAAGAAAUGGGGCUCAAGCUGAAUCCAUUCAUCAUGUAUGACUCCAACACUUUUUACUUGGUUAAUGAACGGAACAGGACGAGGACAUACGCAGUGACAGCAAACCCCGACAUCCUGAAUUAUAAACUGCCAGAGAGGGAGAGAGGGAAAUCAGCUGACGAACUGUUGUGGCAGGCUUUGCAGAAGGUAUGUAAAGAUGUAGGAGGAAUUCAUGGCACUUUUUAUACAGAGUAUGAUGAAAUAACUGGUGGGACAGAUCUCCUCCCCAAAGCUUUUCUCUCUUUCAUUGAUGCCCCCAUCCUCUUCAACUCCAAAGUCAAAUUCAUCAGCCAGUCAAAUGAGGGUGUAACUGUGUCAUAUAGAAGAAAGGGCGAGUCAGCUUUGACAUACAUUACUGGUGAUGCCGUCUUAGUAACAACCACAGCCAAAGCUGCCCUCUUCCUGGAUUUCUACCCACCUCUCUCCAUCCAGAAAAUGGAGGCAUUGCGGGCUGUCCACUAUGAAUGCUCCACUAAAAUCAUCCUCACCUUCAAGAGGAAGUUCUGGGUGGAUGAUGGGAUCCAUGGAGGAAAGAGUAUCACAGACCGGCCCUCUCGUUACAUCUACUACCCCAGCCACACUUUCCCAAGAAAUCAAACAAUUGGUGUCCUCUUGGCUUCCUACACCUGGGCUGAUGACGCCCAGUUUUUACAAGCUGCAACCGAUGAAGACCUUAAAGAGCUAGCAUUGAGAGAUUUAGCGAAGAUUCAUGGUGAGAAGGUGUGGGACCUCUGCAUUGGGGUUGUGGUGAAAAGGUGGGGCAUUGAUCCAUACAGCUUGGGUGGCUUUGCUUUCUUCGCGCCGUACCAACACAUAGAGUACGCAAAGGAGCUCUUCAGAAGUGAAGGCAGGGUCCACUUUGCUGGGGAGCACACAGCUUUCCCUCAUGCUUGGAUUGAGACAUCUAUGAAAUCAGCUAUAAGAGCAGCUAAAAACAUCAGCGACGCUGCACACAAGGAGUUGGCUAGAAAUCAAGAUCGAAAUGAGCUCUGA
Messenger RNA from Neolamprologus brichardi, 1407 nucleotides. NCBI's taxonomy places the organism in Eukaryota, Metazoa, Chordata, Actinopteri, Cichliformes, Cichlidae. The record is from RefSeq and is a predicted model, not a curated record.